UUUGUUGUGGGGGUGCGGCACCCACUAAGGCCCCGUUUCAAGAUGGCGGACGAUAGUGAGACAGCAGGGAGGCAGCCGCCGUCGCGGCCCCAGCGAUCGUCUGGAGAGGAGAAUGACCACGAGCACUGCAGCGAUUGCGAGAACGAGGAGGACGACUACGGCCGUAGUGGCUUCAGUCCAGCAAAUGACAGUGGAGCCAAAAAGAAGAAAAAGAAACAGAAACGGAAAAAAGAGAAAGGAGGAGAGCAGCUGGAUCAUGUCCAGGACCAGCCAGUCAAGGUGAACUCAUUGCCAGCUGAGAGGAUCCAGGAGAUUCAGAAAGCCAUUGAACUGUUCUCUGUAGGUCAGGGACCUGCCAAAACCAUGGAGGAAGCCAGCAAGCGCAGCUACCAAUUCUGGGACACGCAGCCAGUUCCCAAACUAGGUGAAGUGGUGAACACUCAUGGUCCUGUUGAACCAGACAAAGACCAUAUCCGUCAGGAGCCCUAUACCUUGCCCCAAGGCUUCAUCUGGGAUGCCCUGGACCUCGGGGACCGAGGCGUGCUUAAGGAGCUAUACACACUCCUGAAUGAGAACUAUGUGGAAGAUGAUGACAACAUGUUCCGGUUUGAUUACUCCCCAGAGUUCCUUCUGUGGGCUUUGCGUCCCCCCGGCUGGCUGCCCCAGUGGCACUGUGGUGUCAGAGUUGUCUCUAGCAAAAAACUGGUUGGAUUCAUCAGUGCGAUUCCAGCCACAAUCCAAAUCUAUGACACUGAAAAGAAAAUGGUGGAGAUAAACUUCCUGUGUGUCCACAAGAAGCUGCGCGCCAAGCGGGUGGCACCAGUCCUGAUCCGGGAGAUCACUCGGCGGGUUCACCUCGAGGGGAUAUUUCAGGCUGUUUACACAGCAGGGGUGGUGCUGCCAAAACCUGUUGGGACUUGCAGAUACUGGCACCGGUCCCUGAACCCUAGGAAGCUGAUUGAAGUCAAGUUUUCCCACCUCAGCAGGAACAUGACUAUGCAACGUACCAUGAAGCUCUACCGGCUGCCAGAGACUCCAAAGACACCUCGCAUGCGGGCAAUGGAGCACAAAGAUAUAGCUGCUGUUCACAAGCUCCUGAUAGAGUACCUGAAGCAGUUCCAUCUGACCCCGGUCAUGAGCUGUGAGGAGGUGGAGCACUGGUUCUUACCUCAAGAGAAUAUAAUUGACACCUUUGUGGUCGAGAGCGCCACUGGUGAGGUGACAGACUUUCUGAGCUUUUAUACUCUGCCCUCCACCAUCAUGAACCACCCCACUCACAAGAGCCUGAAAGCUGCUUACUCCUUCUACAAUGUUCACACCAAGACCCCCCUCAUAGACCUCAUGAGUGAUGCCCUGAUACUGGCAAAAUUGAAAGGGUUUGAUGUGUUCAAUGCACUGGACCUCAUGGAAAACAAAACCUUCCUGGAAAAGCUGAAGUUUGGGAUUGGGGAUGGGAACCUGCAGUAUUACCUUUACAAUUGGAAAUGCCCCAGCAUGGCAGCAGAGAAGGUUGGACUGGUGUUGCAGUAACCAAUUCCCCAGAGUGGAGUGAGCAACGCUGCUAAGAUGGGCCAGGAAGCAAACGCUGCCACUUGCUGUUGAGGUUUCAGUAGGAGCGAGACCCUCGCACAAAGGCGUUAGGACUGAACCAGCCCCACGAGCCAUCGACCGGUGUUAACGAUUGCCGCACGAUGCUGACUGCAGCUCCCCCGGCGGCGUCAUUGGUCUCCUUUUGUUUUUGAUUUAAUUGCAUCCUCAUAAAGACAUGAUCAAGGGAAUGUAACUGCCGAAAACUGGCUCACGAUUGGUAUAUAAUGGAUUUAACGGGUGAAUAAUAAAAGUAUAUAUUAUAUAUAUUUUAAAUCUUUCCUGUUCCAAACUGACGCUGACGCACUCCUCCCUGCCAAGAGGCUGCUUCCCAGUCACCGCACCAUGACUCUUCGCUACAAGAGGCUGGGUUUAAAAGGGGUCCUGUUGCUUAUUAUGCUGGUCUUCUGCUAUUAUCAGCCUGGGCUCCAGUCCUUUCUUGGGUAACAGGGCGCUGGCUUCGUGACCAGCAGCAAAACCACUGAACAGUUCAGUCCUGACCAGCAGGGGUGGAACAUGUCAGGGCUGAGGGACUGCUCUAUCAUGCUCAUGGGGCUCGGGACUGAGGCAUACUGAAUGAGAUGCCUGGCUCUAUCCAGCAUUUGUAUCUUGCUCUCCCAAGCUCAAGAUUUGUCGGUGCGCUGCGGUGGGCAGGGCUGCAAGUCUGUGUCUUGGACACUCAGGGUGGAAGAAGCAAAGGAGCUGGUGACACGCCCUGGCACCCUGAAGAGCUGGUAUUAGACUCUUGCAGGCGAGCUCUGUUCAAGUCCAGUCUUCCUGGUCUAACUCCAUCUGAGGGUGUGAAAUGAAGGACUCUUUAGCUGCUAGGAACCACAUCCAUAUUCUUGUACUAACAAGGGCUAUUUGUGUAUGUGCUUGCCUCCCCUGACCUUUGAAACUCAAAUCCUCACUGCUCAGUGAAGCAAGUACUCAUCGUCAGCUGAACUGACUCUUCCCAAGUUCUGGAGAAGCCACUGUUUGUGAAGCAUGUGCCAAGGAGUCUAGUACUGGGCAUGUUGGAGCAGAAUCCGGAAACAUGAAAACUGCACAGUCAAAUACCCUCCUCUCUGCCACACAUAGCCUGUGCCUUCCCACUGCUGUAGUCAUAUGGACAGAAUCUGUUCUACCAACCCCAUCUCUUCCCAGAAGGUGGGACUUUGGUUGUAGGUUUUGGGGCUGCUAGGCUUACCCCAAUGCUGCACCUCAGGGUCUUCCUCUUGGCUUAGUUUUCUUCAUGCUUCUGGGUUUGGUUUGGUUUGGUUUUCUUCCCCAAACAACCAAGCAUAACAACUUGCUCCUUUAAAGCAGCCCUUGGCAUGAUUGGACCUAAUUGUGGUUCCCGGUAUCACACGCUCAUCCUUCUUCAGAAGUAUAUGAUCUUGAUAAAAAGCCUUGAGGCCUGUCUUCCUCCAGAUCUGCGUAGUUCUAUUAAAGAAAUGCUCCACACUGUAUAAGAGUCUCAUUGAACGGACUGCAUCUUCUCUGUUCCUGUUAGUAAAACCUGUUUCCAGUUGUGUAGUAAAUGUGGGCUUUCCUGAGGGAAGUUGUUCUGGUUAUAACAUAAGAAGCAAGAUCCCAAGGACAUAGGUAAUCUCCCAGAAGGAAAUUGUCUGUAAAUCAGCUCACAGCAAAUGAGAAGGCCCCAUGACUUUCAAUACCCAUUGGUGUUUCAGGCCCGUGGCAUAGUGUGAUCUGUGACAUCCAGCCAAAGUGAUACAGCUGUAAAGCAGCCCCAGAAAUAAAUGGACCCCCAAAUCAAAGUGGAUUCUCAUUGUUAUGGUUGUUUAACUGCUCCAGCAUGUCCCUGGUUUACCCACCAAAAACAUGCGCCAAAGAAAUUUAAGCCAACAAGCCACACCUGUCCAUUCUACAGAAUACCAAGACCAAGAGGACGUUGGCUGCCCUGUGCCCUCCUGCCAGGCAGCAGGGUGGAACCGGCCAUCUUCUGAGGGGAAGGGUCUGCCCCCAUUCCACAUGUUGAACAUACUGUGAAUAGCUGCACUUGUGAUGGGGUACAGUGGAACCCACAAAAGGGACUGAUGCCAUUUCACGAAGGAAAUGCAAGCUUACAGACACUUGUUUUGCAUCCUGAUCCAAGUAGGACCAAGAGCACUGCCUUGCUUUGGUUGCCUAAGCCCUCAUUGGACAAUUGAAAGUGAAGUAGCAUGCAUGCUUUGGCCUCAUCUCCACCCUGGCAAGGCCACUCCUAGAACAUCUGUCGUAAGGUCAUUCUCUGUCUGGAAGUUUCCACCCUGAUUGUGUCAACAUGUUUAAAGCAGAGCUGUGGGAGAUGGUCAUACAUCACCUAUGCAAGUAUCCUGAAUACUUGUUCCCAUUCAUGAUUUCAAUGCAUCAAGGAGCCAGAUAACCCUGUGCAGAAGGACAGGGAGUUUCAAGUUUUCCCAUAGACUAAGGUGGCUGAAAUCAGCUCGGGAGAUUUGAAGGAAUUGAAUGUUUUGUGUUACCAGCAUAAGCAAACCUUGGAGAUCACCCUUAUAGAGAUGCAUGUAUCCCCUGCUGCACAAAGCAAGGGUAGUGGCUCGGUAACAUUUCCCUGCAAUGGAGUAUGAGCAUCCUGCAUUAUUCUGCAAUUUGGGGAAAACGUCUCCAACUCCAGGGAACUUGGUGAGCUGGGGAGAUGAAAGAGAAUGGUGUCGGCCACCUAAGACAACCUGAGCCCGGAGCGUGCCCCCUGAAGCUUUGGGAUAUGCGUCACUGAUGUGGUGGAACAGGAAAGUGUCUCCCAUUCAAGAGGCAGAAAGGUUGGGUUGGCUUUGGCUGGAUUCACUGAGGGAGCUGCAGUGGAGCAUUACCAGCAAUGCCAAAGACCUCUCCAGGCUGUGCCAAUGCUUGGUCUACCCCUAGCCCUGGUUUCAUUUGGAAACCACCGCUUCCCAAAAUAGAACACACUGGUUGGCCGCUCAGGCUGCACAUGAGAUGGCCCCACGGCAGAGCCAUGAGAUGUGGUGGUUGGAUCUCUCCAUCUAUUUGACAAGUCCUAUCAAGCCAAAGAGAGGACCUGGGUAUUUGUACUGACAUCUGCUUGCACCUGGGUGGGUGCAAAACCAUAAUCCUAUGAGCAGCAAAGUCUCUCGUUGUGCAAUGGCUUAGGCAAAAGCAGUCAGUCUGUAGACUCGCUUGAUUGUUGCAUUUCCAGUGAAGAUCCCAGACAGCCUGUUUCACAAGGGAAAAGGGCGGGACUCUUUGUACUGUUUUGUAUGUUCAGGGUUUGUGCGAAUUCUCCCCCAAAGGCUUGUUUAAAAUCUUUCUUCCUUUCUCUCUCUUUCUCUCUCUCUCUCUCUCUCUCUGUCACUGUUUUCUCAAGUUCUACUUAUGCAGUGCCUGUGGGUUUCUCUGCUGUCUGCUCCAUGUGGGGUUUGCUGCUUUGGCCAUAAAGGAGGUUAAACUUCUCCCCAAAAGUUGUUUGAAAAACGCUGUAUGUGGCUCACGUUCAGUGACAGCAUCAUAAAGGCUCAAAUAUGCA
Molecule: messenger RNA, 5071 nt
Organism: Gavialis gangeticus (Gharial)
Lineage: Eukaryota; Metazoa; Chordata; Crocodylia; Gavialidae
Gene: NMT1
Product: N-myristoyltransferase 1
Exons: 12
Coding region: 43-1530 (495 amino acids)
Biological process (GO): N-terminal peptidyl-glycine N-myristoylation
Cellular component (GO): cytoplasm
Molecular function (GO): glycylpeptide N-tetradecanoyltransferase activity
Source: RefSeq, a predicted model, not a curated record